CUGUUGCAGAAUUGUUUAUAUACUUGGAUCUGUACUAAAUAUCCGAAUAAAAUGUGGAAUAAAUGGAAAUCAAUCUUGAAUACUGCCAAACCACUGUUUUUUAUUGGGUUACAAACAAACAGAUAUAAGACAAAGUUACUUAGGAAUCUAACAAUAAGUGUCAGUAUAUCUGGAAUAACGUGGCUGUAUAUGAACACACACAAAGCUUUUAUGAAAGAAAGCUUGCAUACAAAUUUUAAUUACUUUAUGGCUGUGCCUAUUACUGAUACUAAAAAACUAGAACAGAAUAAAAAUGAUAUGAAAAUCAAAAUGGAAUUAUUAAUUCUUCGCAUUCAGGUAAGAUACAUUUCAGAAGAUAGGUAAGAUAUUUUUUUUACAUGUACAGUGUCUAAAAUUUUGAUAAUUUAAAUUAUAUUUGAAUUAUAUUAAAUUUAUAUAAUGCUAUUUUAAAGCUAGUUUUGUGAAAAUAAAAUUAUAAAAAAUUUUAAAAUACUUAAAUGCAAUAAGAAUUAUAAGGAAGGAAGUUUCUUAUGACAAUUAGAUUUAUAAGGAAUUAAUUAAUGAAUUAUUAUUUUUUCUUUCUAAUAUGAAACCUUGUCUGUAUUUUUAUUUGGUUUAUAUCACACAAUG
Molecule: messenger RNA, 630 nt
Organism: Centruroides sculpturatus (bark scorpion)
Lineage: Eukaryota; Metazoa; Arthropoda; Arachnida; Scorpiones; Buthidae
Gene: Coprox
Exons: 5
Coding region: 52-363 (103 amino acids)
Source: RefSeq, a predicted model, not a curated record